Molecule: messenger RNA, 3299 nt
Organism: Pteropus alecto (black flying fox)
Lineage: Eukaryota; Metazoa; Chordata; Mammalia; Chiroptera; Pteropodidae
Gene: QTRT2
Product: queuine tRNA-ribosyltransferase accessory subunit 2
Exons: 9
Coding region: 163-1410 (415 amino acids)
Molecular function (GO): tRNA-guanosine(34) queuine transglycosylase activity
Source: RefSeq, a predicted model, not a curated record
ACUAUGGGUGGAUGAGUAGCGUCGCGCCCAGACGCUUCCUGGUUGUGUAGCAGUAACUGUAAUUGUACUUCCCGCCGUGUCUCUCCUUUCCUCUUCUGGAUCGCCCGGAGGCUUCUGUAAGCCCACAUCCUCUCAAAUCGUGACCUAGAGGAAUCCUUCAGGAUGAAGCUGAGUCUUACCAAGGUAGUUAAUGGCUGUCGCCUAGGAAAAAUAAAAAACCUAAGCAAAACAGGGGACCACACCAUGGACAUUCCAGGCUGCCUUCUAUAUACCAAGACUGGCUCUGCACCACACCUAACUCAUCACACACUGCAUUGUAUCCACGGGGUUCCUGCCAUGGCUCAGCUUACACUGUCAUCACUGGCAGAACAUUAUGAAGUCUUGGCAGAAUAUAAGGAAGGAGUUGGAAAGUUUAUAGGCAUGCCAGAAUCACUCUUGUACUGCUCUCUGCAUGAUCCAGUCAGCCCCUGCCCAGCUGGUUAUGUAACAAACAAGUCUGUGUCUGUGUGGGGUGUUGGAGGACGAGUGGAAAUGACUGUUUCCAAGUUUAUGGCAAUUCAGCAGGCCCUUCAGCCAGACUGGUUUCAGUGCCUCUCAGAUGGCGAAGCAUCUUGUGCAGAAACAAAUUCCCUAAAAAGAGCCAGAAAGUCUGUUGACCGAUCGCUUCUAUUCCUGGAUAAUUGUCUGCGGCUACAGGAAGAGUCAGAGGUCCUUAAGAAAAGUGUGAUCAUUGGAGUGAUUGAAGGUGGAGACGUGAUGGAGGAGAGGCUGAGGUCAGCACGAGAGACAGCCAAGCGGCCUGUAGGUGGCUUCCUUCUGGAUGGCUUUCAUGGGAAUCCAACAACUCUGGAGACCAGACUGCACUUGCUGUCAUCAGUCACUGCAGAGCUGCCGGAAGACAAACCGAGGCUCAUCUGUGGUGUUAGCCGGCCAGAUGAGGUGCUUGAGUGUAUUGAAAGAGGAGUGGACUUAUUUGAGAGUUUUUUCCCUUAUCAAGUGACAGAGCGGGGAUGUGCCCUGACUUUCAGUUUUGAUUACCAGCCGAAUCCUGAGGAGACAUUAUUACAACAAAAUGGGACACAGGAAGAAAUAAAAUAUGCGGAUCAAGCAAAGAAAAUUAAAACAACUGGUUGCAACCAAGAAAAGACAUCAUUUGAAAUUAAUUUGAAGGAAAAAAAGUACCAGGAGGACUUUGACCCACUAGUGAGAGGGUGUUCCUGUUACUGCUGUAAGAAUCACACUCGUGCGUACAUCCACCAUUUGCUGGUGACCAAUGAACUCUUGGCUGGGGUCCUGCUUAUGAUACACAACUUUGAACAUUACUUUGGAUUUUUCCACUCUAUCCGGGAAGCACUGAAAAGUGACAGACUGGCAAAGCUGAAAGAACUCAUCUGCAGGCAAGCAUCUUGAGACCUGGCAUACUCAAGUCUAACUCUUCACAUUGAGCCAGUACCACUGUUGUAUUGUGGAAAGAAGAGAACAAGAAAUGAACUAGGCUUUCAUCAUUUAUACUUGAGAAUAAGGUCUGCUCAAAUAAGGAAUAUCUGUACCAAACUCUGCCCGCGUAAGGCUGAAGAGAUUUUUUCCUAAAGACUUAAAUGCUUGGAUUGGUCAGAAAUAGUUGAACCAUGACCUUUAAUAUUUCUAUGUUAACUCUUUUAGUCAGUAGAGAUUUGUUUAGUCAAAGAACAAACAUGUAGAUGGAAAGAAACAGCCUUGGAAUGGCGGUGAUGAGAUUCCGGUGAUUCACCGAGUUGGAUUGGAACUUGAAGGGAGAUGAUUAAUCAUGAGUAACAUGACCUUGUGGACACAUGCCUAUUGACUGGAGAAGGAGUCUGGCUGAUUCAAGAGUUUUAUUUUAAUCCUCAUAUUGUCAGGGGUCUCUUUUGGACACUUUUGCCUUCCAAGCUGCCCCAGCAGUGUAAUCUUGAUCUGAAAUGGCUCUUGCCACUUAACCAGGCUUGCAUCUCCGUGGAACAUGGCACUCGCACAUUGCUCUUGUGACCAAAUGGCCCAGGGCACACUCCUUCAUUUGUUUACAUUGUCUAUUUGUGACUUGUUUCCCUAGAGCUAACUGGAAGUUUACCCAACUACAUCUGAUUAUACAGGUCCCCUAUGGUCUGCCCUUUAGGUUCAUUAAUAGUCUGACCACAUGAUAACUAUAGCCCCAUCACUUGGGGAGAUUCCUUCACCAUGUGUUUAUUUGGACAGAGCCCUGCACUGGCAGUCAGAGGACUGGGUUCAGUGCCACUCACCUCUCCGUGCCUGUUUCCUCCUGACCCAGUGGGGACAGGCAUAGUGAACAGGACUAAAUGAAAUUCUAAGAUUUCAUCUAACUCUAAAUAUUUGGGGAACAGAAAACUUUAAAUUAAAGUCAUAGUUGUUCUUAUUUAUUGAUGACUACUGGCGUGAUGAAAAAUGGAGCAAUGCCAGGAGUCAAGCAGCAGGAGAGAUAUUUCAGAGUCUAAAAAGAGGUUUGGCCUGUGGUUUUUGAAGUGGUGAAUGGGCAUUACCAGAUCCUGAGGCUGGGAAUACCUUAGAUCGUCUCUGAUUCUGAGUUGUUUUCUGCUCUCACCAAAGGAGUGACAUUUCAUGUUGAUGAUGUGACAGGUGAUUUUUGUGUGUGUGCUUUUCUAUGUUAAGUUUUGUAUAAGAAUAUACAUAAAAACAUGUACACACAUAAUUUUUGUAAAAACAACAACAGAACCAAAAAGAUGUCUUUGUUUUGUUUAUAAGAGUAUGAAAUAUAUUUGUUUUAUAUUCUUGUCCUAUAUUUUGCUGUUUGUCCAUUUUAGUGGGCAAUUACUGAACAUCGUUUUAAAUUAUGCGCUUACUGUAUAUUAAUGUAUUGGAUGCCCAUCUAAAUGGUUUUCUUUUAUUAGUGGUAUAGGAAUGUCCAUGAAUUCAAUUUUGGAAUUCAUGGACAUUUCUGUAACCUCUCUCCUCCAUGAAUGGCAGAGGCACUUAAUGAAAGACAGAAUCUCUGUUCUCAAGGAUCUGAUUAAUUUGAAAUACAUUGGAUAUGACUUGUUCAUAUGUUUAUUUUCCUGUUCAGUGCCAAAUCCAUUGUUGGAGGAGUAUUAAUAAAUAUCCCAGAAUUUUUAUAAAAUGUAUGAGUUUUAUUUAUGUUCAAAACUGAAAAUUCUGCCCAAAUCAUCUAUUUUUCUGAGUCUUUUUCUGAUUAGCACAUCUGAAAAAAUGUUUCUUUAAUGUAAAUCUAUUGAAGUCAAAAGCCAGUAAACAUACUGUCUUGUUUCCUGUAAGUAGCAAUGAAUCCAUUAAACAAAAUAUUAAAUUUC